AUGGAUCGGAAAAAGUUUGAGUGCACGUCAUCUGUUAGAAGUGGUAAUUUUAAUUAUCUGCUUCAUAUUCCGAGUUCAUCUGCAUACAUGGUUACAUCGGCAAAAGGUCCGAGACUUUGUGCUAGUCAAGAAGUGAGGGUAACUCAAACAACUGAUGCUACUCAAAAUAACAGUACAUGUAGUAUUGGGCCUGUGGAUUGGAGCUUCAGGAGGAAUGACCUGCUGGUGUUUUGGAACGGUGAGAAAGACAGAAGUGGUAAAGAAGCGAACGUUGAGUAUGACAGCACGUUAAGUGCAUAUGAUUUGGAGUUCCAAUGGAACUGUCAGGAACUAAGUGAACUUUUUGGAACUAAAAUACAUUUCCAUGCUUGUUUAGAACUGAUAGCAGUACUGGAGGUCGUGUUUUCGGCUUACAUGAUCAAAGCUCAGAUAUUUGUUAUUGAUGUUUUAUCCUGUUAUAAAGAUCCGACAACCGAAACAUGUAGAAAUCUUUUGGCAGCGUUAAUUAGAAACGCUGUACUGGACACUCAGAAUAGUAUCGUAGCAAAGGAUCAAGAAGAUACAGUGCUUCAACGCGAUCGUCUUUGCUAUGGUGCUAUUGAUGAAUAUUACUUAGCAUGUCCAGACGGCACACCACCAAUACAUCUGGUUCCGUUUUGUUUGGGCUAUCAAAUGAUGUGUUCACAAUUGUCUUAUCCAGCAAAGAAGUCUUGCAAAAUUGAUUUUCCACAUUAUCAACAAUUUUGCACAAGUGAUGAGAAGAUUUCAUGUGAAAAGUCGUCGAACUGUAGCGGACGUGAUUAUUCCUGCUAUUGUGAACCAUACGCUUGCCUUCAAAGACGGUACGGUGUGGAUACUGCUGCUUGGUGUCAGAGGUUUGAGCUGUUUUGUAAUGCUGAAAAGAGGACGGAAAAAAGUUUGGAUAUGAUACAUACGCUGAAAAAAACAAUUGCAAUACACAAGCACUGCUUAGAGUUUCUCAAUGUUGCAAAAACUAUUUGCGUACCGUUCAGGUAA
Enterobius vermicularis (human pinworm) is the source of this 1017-nucleotide messenger RNA. NCBI's taxonomy places the organism in Eukaryota, Metazoa, Nematoda, Chromadorea, Rhabditida, Oxyuridae. The record is from the annotation of a GenBank genome assembly.